This is a messenger RNA of Bathycoccus prasinos, 1164 nucleotides long. RefSeq lists its product with no specific name. The coding region runs from base 1 to 1164 and encodes 387 amino acids. Gene Ontology annotation, molecular function: mRNA binding; protein binding. The transcript has a single exon. Lineage: Eukaryota; Viridiplantae; Chlorophyta; Mamiellophyceae; Mamiellales; Bathycoccaceae. The record is from RefSeq and is a predicted model, not a curated record.
AUGGCGCCAAAGAGGCAGAAAAUGAAGACGACUGCUAAGACUUUGAGAGGAGAAGAUGAUACGGUGGACGUGUACGAUUUUGACGCGCAAAUUACAAGCGCGACGAUUCAGACGACGGAAAAAGAAGAAGAAGAAGAAGAAGAAACCGCAAAAAUAGCAGCGCGGGGAACAAAGAAGAAGAAGAAAUCAAACGCGACGACGACUUUAACGACGACGAAAGGAAAACCAAAAGCACAACAAACGAAAGCAAAAGCAAAAGCCAUCACCACGACUAAAAGUAGGAGUCGUCUCCAAAAUCAAGGCGCAGUUCCUCCGGGAGAUCCACGAGAGAGACCGAAGGAGACGAUCGCGCUCGAGUUCGUCAAAGGCCCAUUCAAAGGCACGCGAUUCGAAAAUCCAAACAAUCUUCCUUCGUUGAAAAUCGGCCGAGUGAAACCAGGGAACCAGAUUCACGUGAAGGACGACGCGGUGUCGCAAAAGCACGCGCACAUUUUUUGGAACGCGAGUACCAAUCGAUGGGAAAUUGUAGAUCUGGGAAGCUCGAACGGGACGUACGUGGACGACGUGGAAUUGGACGAACACUCGGAAGCGAGAGCGUUGAAAGAUGGGAGCACGAUAAAGAUCGGGAACCAAACGACCGUGAGGGCGAGGAUACGCCCGCGAGAAGGAGAAGAAGAAGUAGGAGAAGAAAAAGUCGGCGAUGACGAUGAAAGAGAAGGAGAGAGUGCAAAGAAAAAGAAAAAGAAAACGAAGCAAACUGGAGCGAGUAAGAAAAGUGUAGGAGUAGUAGCAAUAGAGGUGACGAAGACGAAGAAGUCGCCGUUAUCGGCUUCGGCGAAAGGGAAUAAAAAAACCGACAACGAUAACUUAGCAGAUGUGCCCGCGAAGAGUCCUUUGCCUUCGGUUGGGCCAAAGAAAAGAGUCGCUCCCCCGAUCAUUUCCGAGAAGAAGAAGGCGAAGAAAACGGAAACGGCGGAAGAAAAAGAAGACAACAACGAGGACGAGGAGAAUGGAAAGAGUAACGAGACUACCUUAGAGCGCCUCCAGCGAUGGAGCAGCGAACUCGUCGAUGACGUUCGAGCGAGUGCGGAACGCGCUGUAGAGAGACUAUUUAGAGAAAAGAAGAAAAUUGAAGCCGAUUUGCGCCAAGAGUUUGCGGUUUGA